Molecule: messenger RNA, 717 nt
Organism: Pygoscelis adeliae (Adelie penguin)
Lineage: Eukaryota; Metazoa; Chordata; Aves; Sphenisciformes; Spheniscidae
Gene: SLC38A8
Product: solute carrier family 38, member 8
Exons: 7
Biological process (GO): amino acid transmembrane transport
Molecular function (GO): amino acid transmembrane transporter activity
Source: RefSeq, a predicted model, not a curated record
GCGGCCGCCCUCAGCGCCCAGCCCACCUACCAGGGGGUAGUCCGGGUGGUGUGCGGGGCGGCGGUGGGGAAGCUCUGUGAGGUCUGCUUCCUCCUCAACCUCUUCAUGAUCUCUGUGGCCCUCCUCAGGGUGGUGGGUGACCAGCUGGAGAAACUGUGCGACUCCCUGUACCCCAAUGGGACGCUGAGUGGGGCCCCCCACCCACCCCCCUGGUAUGCAGACCAACGCUUCACCCUCUCGGCUCUCUGCAUCCUCGUCAUCUUCCCACUCUCCGUCCCCAGGGAGCUUGGCUUCACGCAGGACAUCCUGGGCACGCUGGCCGCCUGCUACCUCACCCUGGUCAUCAUCCUGAAAUACCACCUGGAGGCAGAGAGCCUGGGCUCGCCCGAGCUCCCCCAGCCCUCCAGGCCCUCCUCCUGGGCCUCCAUCUUCAGUGUCAUCCCCACCAUCUGCUUUGGCUUUCAGUGCCACGAGGCCUGCGUGGCCAUCUACAGCAGCAUGCGCAACCAGAGCUUCUCCCACUGGGUCGCCGUCUCCGUGCUCUCCAUGCUCAUCUGCCUACUCAUCUACUCCCUCACCGGGCUGUACGGCUAUCUGACCUUCGGACAGCGAGACCUCCCGUUCCCCCAUGUCCAAAGGCAUCCCCAGGUCGGAGAUGCAGAGACCUCCCAAGCCCCCUGUCCCCUUCACAGUGACAGCCCCAGGACAGACAGAUAG